Synchytrium microbalum is the source of this 1974-nucleotide messenger RNA. RefSeq lists its product as uncharacterized. Gene Ontology annotation, molecular function: beta-1,4-mannosyltransferase activity. The transcript is spliced from 10 exons. Gene Ontology annotation, cellular component: cytoplasm. The record is from RefSeq and is a predicted model, not a curated record. The coding region runs from base 1 to 1974 and encodes 657 amino acids. NCBI's taxonomy places the organism in Eukaryota, Fungi, Chytridiomycota, Chytridiomycetes, Synchytriales, Synchytriaceae.
AUGGCGACUCGAAAUCCAAACAUUCCCGCGGGUGCGAUUCCUGUCACUAUAAGGAAUCCUCAGGGAGGAAUGCCUGCUAGGACAACCCAACCUGAAGGUCCUCCACAACAACAAUCCGGCUACCAGACUUUGCCUACCUCAACUGCUGCACCUACGCCCAGUAAUCAGCCUCCGGUCUAUUACGAUGGAAGAACAGCAAACGGAGGAGUUACUCUACCUGCGUCCUCUCCACCCAGGAACAUGCAAAAUCCUGAUGUCCUCACGCAAUCAUACUUACUCCAACAACAGUUUAUACAACAACAAAUAAGAGCCCAGCAGCAACUGCAGCAACAAUCCAGUGCCAUGAGAAUCAUCUCCGCAGCAAACCCGGCCGCUAACAGCCAAAAUACUCCACCACCUAUACGAAGCACAAGUACUCAGGUUCCCCUCAACUCUGGAAGACAAUAUCAGGCUUCGUUGCUCACCGACUCGGGCUCUGAAACUGAUUCUACUGUAUUUGACGACAUGACUCACGGCGGGAAUGCAUCUUCAGCAAUGUCUUCUGGCUCUACAGAUGUUGGAUCAGCCGAUUCAGAUAUGGAUGAAGCCAACAAGGAAGGUCUGAAAAAGAGCUUCCCCUCCAAAUCUCGAGCAUUGGUCGAUUUGCCAACUGAAGAACGAGGCAAAACUCGACCAUGGCAGGGAAACACUAAACUGGUCAUGUCUGUCUUGUCGGAAAUGUGGCUGGUUCACAUAUUGUUUAUAUUCGGUGGUACAUAUCUUAUGACAUUCCAACUACCUCAAUCAUAUACGGAUUCAGAGUUGUGGAAUGUGUCUUGCUGGUGGAAAAUUGCAUGGUUAUUCCCUAUGCCAUAUACUCUAAUUUGUUUGUUUGGUCUGGCCCUCCCGUUUCGCACGACAAAGUUCAUUAAUCGUGAAGGAGAAGCUAAAGCUCGUCGCCUUGAUAAUCUGUACGUCUUGACUGUAACCAAGGGCAGUAAUCGUGAAGCCGUAUAUCGUUCUUGGAAUGCUCAUAGGCACUUGGAACGUCUGCAUCCUUGUAUUCGUGUGCAUGUGUUGACUGAUGAACCGUACUACUUUGAAAACAUCAAUUGCUACACAUGUCCACGCGGUUUCAACGCUCCGAACGCACUCUACAAGGCUCGUGCCCUCGAAUGGUACCGCCAAACCAUGCGCUACACUGAACACGACUGGGUCUUGCACUUGGACGAAGAGUCUGUUGUAGACGAUGAAACAAUCCGUCGUAUCUUGGACUUUAUUUGGUAUGAGCCUGAAUACUGGUGGGGCCAAGGACCAAUCUUCUAUAAUCAAUGGGCGUACUGGAAGAACUGGGUGUUUACUGUUGCUGAUGGAUUGCGUGUUGGUGAUGAUUUGUCGAGAUUCCAGCUGCAGUAUACUUACUUCCAUCGACCAAUUUUUGGAGCUCAUGGAUCCUUCCUUCUCGUCAAUGGUCUUGUUGAAAACACAGUCACUUGGGACUUGGGUUCUUUGACUGAGGAUUAUCAAUUCGCAGUCAAGGCAUGGAGUCAAGGAUUCUUGUGUGGCAAGAUUUGUGGUAUUGUUCGUGAACAGAGUCCUUCCCGUUUCAUGGAUUUCUUGAAGCAACGACGAAGAUGGUAUGUUGGUAUUCGCCGUCUUCCUCUUGUUCUACCACGUAUAUGGGCAUUCUUCUGGACAUUGGGUAUCAUCUGUCUCUACGGCACAAUCGCCUCAGUAGUCCUCGGCUUCUUCAUCCCACUAGGCACUCCACGUUGGUUUGGCCUCCUCAAAGAUGUCACCUUUAUCACCUUCGUCUACCUCUACUUGCUCGGAAUAUUCAUCCAAGAUCUGGAUCGUGGUGUCAAUCCACUACUCAUGCUGAUUAGGUUGCCAAUGACAUUCUUCAUACAAUUUAUCGCAGUUGUGAUGGAAUGUUCUGCUGUGAUGUAUGCGUUGUUGAUUCCGCCAAAGGGCUUUGAGGUUAUUAAAAAAUAA